This is a messenger RNA of Paramecium primaurelia, 10076 nucleotides long. The record is from the annotation of a GenBank genome assembly. NCBI's taxonomy places the organism in Eukaryota, Ciliophora, Oligohymenophorea, Peniculida, Parameciidae.
AUGUUUAAUUAAUAUCUUAAAUUACUUCACAUCUAAUAGGAAUCAAAAUUUAUUGAUUAUAUUUCAGAUUCACUCAAAGACGAUUUAAAAUAAUCUCUAUAAAAUUAAUCUAUUAUAGAAUCAAAGUUUAUUUCUAAAUCAAAAAGUUAAAAUCAAUAAGAAUAUGAAAGCAUUUUCUAAUAAUAAAGAGAAUCCCCUUUUUUUUCAACUUACUUAAUCAUAAAUUCUGUUAUUAGAGAAUAUUAUGCAUAAACUGAAAAUAUUUUAAAUGAAUUGUCCACUACAAUAAAUAUAUCUAAUAUACUCUCAUAAUAAAUUACAAUUGAAUUAGUCAUUUAUUGCAUGGACAAUCUACUUUAUGAAUAUGACAAAUUACCAGAAAUCAACGAAAAUGUCAAAUAAGUUCUAUAUGAAGUCUUUUAUGAGAUUGGAGGGAAUUUCAUUUAAUUUAUAAAGAAUAUAAUGCAAAAUAAUGAUCACUAACAUUAAUAAUAUAAAUAUAUCAAGGCAUUUAUUAAUUUAUAAAGGCUAAUAAAAUUGAUUAUAUCCUUUAAUUUCAAGAAAAAAUAAGAAACAAUACAUUUGAUUUAUUAAAUUUUAUUAGGGAAUACUCUAUAUUUCACUUAUUUAAAAGAUAUUGAAAUUUAGAAUUUUCUAUAGAUUUUUGAGAUAUUUUAAUAAUGUUAUUUAUAAAAUAAAAUGCAACUUUAAGAAUUAAGUAAUGUUGAAUAAUUUUAGGAGAUUUCAUUUUAUUAAAUAUAUUUAUCAUGUUUAAAAUAAAAUUAUCAAUAAAUGUAAUAUAUAUAAUUUAUACAGUCAAAUUCAUGUAAAUGGAUUGAUUAAAUUAACUAGUUGAAUGAUAUCAAUUAUUAUUUAAUUUUCAUUUAUUUGAUUUAAAUAACUGAAUUUGUUGAUAACAUCAAAUUUGAUAUCGAAAUAAUACAAUUUAGAAAUCAAUAAAUAAUUACAUUGAUAUAGUAAAAGAAUAAUAAAAUUGUUGGUCAUUUAAUUAAUUAAUUAUUAUCUAAUCCAAAAUUAUAAUAUAUAUUGUAAAUAUUUGAUUUGAUUUUUCAAAAUUAAAAUAAAGAAACCAAAUUAUUAUAUUAUAAUAUAAUUGGAGAAUAAUUAUUAUAAAUUAAUAAUAAUAAUAUAUUAAAUAGUUACCUAGAUAUUCAUAUAUAAGAAUUGAAAGAGUUUAUUAAUGACAAUAAUAUAAAUACUCAAUAACUUAUUAAAUUUAUUUAAUACUUAUGUUAAUAUUACCAAUUAUUUAAUGAAGAACAAAAAAUAGUAUUCAACUCUUCACUUAUUCAAUUUUUUACUUAAGAAAUCAAAGAUCAGUAAUAUUAUAAGAUAUUUGAUUUAAAAAUUUUAGAAAACAUUGAAAAUGAAUAAAUUUAUUAAUAAAUAAUUGAUAUUGCUAUUUCAAAUUCCUCUAAAAGUCUAUAACAUAGCUAUGGUUUCUUGAAUUUCAUCUAGAAAGUUAAUUAUAUAAUUUAUAUUAUUUUAGUCAACUCAACUAAAUUCUAAAAGUUUUAAGCAUAUUUUGAGAUAUAUUACUAUUUUAAUGAGAUCUUGUAAGAGAAAUAAGUAAGGAGUAUAUAAAAAUAAAAUUAGUUAUAAAAAGGGAAAAGGAACUUAAAUUCUCAAUUAUUUAUAUUUAAAUUUAAGAUAUUUUGUAUCAUUAGUUAAAUAUAUUUAUGAUUUUAUAAUAAAGAGUUCUAAUAAAAGUGUUGAAUAACAUUAAAUCUAUAUUGAAAUCUAUCAUAAAAUCACAUAUAUAAUUUAUAUGAUUUUUUGGUUGACUGAUGAUAAAUAUAUUAUAAAUUUAGAUGAAAUUUAAUAAAUUUGUGUAGAAUUAUGCUAAAUUCACUAUAAAUUUACUAUUAAUCUAAUUAUUAUACUUUAAAACAAUGGAAAUCUAGAAAAAAAUAUACUCUAUUAAAUAAUAAAUAAUAUCAAUGCUAUUGCAUAUGGAUAGGAUUAUAUCAUUUAUAUUAAGGAUAAUUACUUUGAUAAAGAUGAAAAUUUAUUAAAUACUUCAAAUCUAUAUACUUAAUUAAAUCAGAGAAAGAUUCAAAUGAAGUUAGUAUUUAAUUAAUUUUAUGAAACAAGUAUAAGUAUUUUAUUUGAAGUGCCAAAUAUAUUAAUAGAUAGAAAAUUCUAUUUACAAAUAUUAAAAUUUUAAUUAAAAACAUAAAUUUCACUUAUACUUUCUUUUUAGGAUUUCUGUCCUAAAUUUAUAUUUUAUUUCAGAUUAGAAAGAGAUCCAGAAAUAAUAAAUUUGAUGUAAUAAUGCAUAAUCAUUGUGAUUUCUUUAAAUUAAGAUCCUCAAAUAAUUAAAUAACUUUUUGAAUCAUUAAGUCAACAUUAAUCUACAAUAUUGAUGAAUGAUUUAGAUGAUCUUUAAUUAGAUGCCAAUGAUUAAGAUUAAAUUUAAUUAGGUUACAGAUUGGCAAAUUUAUAACCUUAUAGAAUUCCUUUAUUCUAAUAGAGCAAUCAUUUAAUAACAUUAAUAGAUGAUAAAAAUUAUUAUACUAAAGUUUUCAAAAUAAUUUUAGAGAUAUUUUAAUCAGUUUAUUAGAAAUGGCAGUAAAUUUCAUAAUAGGAAUAAUCAAAUCAUUUAUAUUUUUAAGGAGGAGAAUCAUCAAUUCAGAUGAAUUUCACACCUAUUCCUAUAUAGAUAAUUUAAGUAUUGAUGAAAUUAAAACUUAAUAUUUAAGAGAAUGAAGAUGAUAAUCUUUAAGACUUAGAUGAAAUAAAAUUUGGAUCAUUUAUAGAUAAUUUUGAAUAUACUGAAAAAUUAAUUUUAUUUACUUUAGAAUUUACUAAAAAUCAAGAAAUUCAAAUAGCUAUUAAUUAAUAGACAUUUUUUAUUAUUUAUAAAUAAGAUGAAACCUAUUAGGAAUAAGAUUAUCAAACUAAUCUAGACUUGUCAUAAUGGUUUAAUUUAGAUUUUUAAAUAAAAAAUAAUUAAUAUCUAAUACUUAAAAUUAAUGAAUAAAUAUUUAAUUUUUAAUUAAAAUCACAAUUGAAUUAGUAACUCUAAUUUUAUAAGUUCAUUUUGGGAAUUAAAUUGAACGAUAAUAUUUGGAUAUAAAAUGAAUAGAAUAACUAUUAUUAAAUUUAAUAUAAUAAUUCAUUGAAUUUAAUGAGUUAAUAUUCAUUUGAGGGGCAUGUAUCAGAAUUCAAUUUAAUAAUAAAUAAAUAUAAGAUUUAAUUUGAAUAAACUAAUAAAAUAAAUACAUAAAAACAAACAAUAAACUUCAUUAAUACAGGAGUCAUAAGAGAAAAUGUAUAUAAAUUUGAUGAUAUUUUUUUAAUUACACCAUAUAUGCAUAAUUAAUUUAAUACAUAUUUACAGAAUGUCUAUUUUUUGAAUAUGAAAUAAGGAAUUAAUUUUAUCUAAUAAUGUGGAGGAGUCAACAUCUUUUAUAUGAUUUUAGAUUUAUUAUAUGACUUAUGUAAAAACACAAAUGUAAGUGAUUAUGAAGAAAUUAUAAUGUUAAUAUUGGAUUUAUUCAAAGAAAAUAUUUAAUUUUAGAAUAAUUUGUUUAAUUCUUAAAAUCUAUAAUAUCUUGAAGAUAAUUGUAAAAAGUGGAUUUAAAAUAAUGAAAGAAUUUCAAAUGAAUUCAUAAAUAAAUUAAUGUCUAUAUAUAAUAUAAUCAAAAAUGAAUAAGCUUAGAUUUAAUAUCUGAUUACUAUUAUAAAGAUAUUGGAUAAUAAAUUGACUACUUUAGAAUAAAUAAAGAUUGUAUGUACAAAAUCAGUAAUAUAGAAUAUGAUUAACCAAAAUUGUUUAAAUGAAUUAAUUAAUAUUCAUUUAUAUUUUGAAAGUAGAUAUAUAUUUACUUUGGUUUCUUUGAAAAAGAGUUAAGAAUUUAUUGAUAUUGAAGCUAUUAAUUUAUAACCAUAUUCCUUAAUUAAUUGUAUUCAAUAUUAAGGAAUUGUAUAAAUUGCUGAUAUAAAUUCCAUUAGUAAAAUUUUUAAUUUAAUAUUAAUUUAAUAAUCUUUUAAUUUAUUCACUUUAGAUAUAUUAUAAAUAAUAGAUAUUUUAAUAGGAGAAAGAAUGAAAUAAAAAAUUAAAUUAAAAGAUGAGGAAGAAGAAGAUUUAAAUAUUUAUAAAAAUAUCAUUAUUUAAAUUUUAGAUAAGUAUUAAAAAUUGUAUAAAACUAAUUAAGUAUAUUUUUAUGAAUUAGAAGUAUUUGAUAAAUUGAAUGAAUUGACAUUUUCAAUUUAUUUUUCAAUAGUUUAAUAAUUAAGAUAUAAUUCUAAAGAAGAUGGAGAAUUGAAUUAAUUAUAAAUUUAUUAUGAUUAUAUUUCACAUAAAUAAUAAGCAGUAAUUGGAUAUUGUUUAAUUUCAAAAAUAUUAUCUUUAAUUAAGUAUUUUGAAGAAGAUAUACAAUUAGUUAACUAAUUGUUAAGAUUUAUUAAUUAAUUGUAUUAAUAUCAAUUAAUAAAUGAUUCAAUAAAUGAAAUAAUAAUAAUUUGGUUUUUGGAUUAAUUUAAAAAUAUUGUAUUAAGAAAAUAACAAUCAGAUAUUUUAUUAAUGAAUCUAAUUUAAUUAUAAAAUUAUACUUUAUUAAUCAAACAUCUUAUGACUACUUAUAUAAAUAAAAAUUAAAAUAUUUCUGAUUUAUUCACAUAUUGUAUUAUUUAUCUAAUAGAAUUGUAUUCAAAUUUCACAAUUGAAAUCUUAUAUUAAAUACAUAUUUAAAGCUAAAUAAUAAAUAGUGAUAGUUUUAAUUUAUAUUUAUAAGCUAUUUAUCCUACAAUAAUCUAAUUUUAUGCAUUAAAAUAAGUAUAGUAAUUUUAAGUUAAAGAAGAUGGAAGUAAAUUAAUAAAUAUCAUAAUAAUAUAUCUACAUAUUGAAUAAUGCAUAGGAGAAAUUCCAAAUCUUGAAUCUAUUAAUUGGGAUAAAUACUCUUAGAUAAUGGACAAGGGAAUUGAUCUAUUUAAUUAUUUAGAUAUCUUAUUUUAUAAUCAUAAUUUCUUUUUACCUUGUAUUGAAGAUACUUUUACAUUAUAAUAGAUUAAAGAAGAUUAUGAUAAAUUAAGAAAGUAAAACAAUAGACUUUUACCAAAUGGAGGUAUAAAAAGGUUAAUGAUAUAAUUAAUUGCACCAUUUGUUAAAAUUCCAUAAAUGAAGAAACCAAUAAAAAAUUAUUUAUCUAUCAAUAAAUAUAGCAUAGAAAGUAGAAUUGAUUAAUAAAGUUGUUAAAGAAUUAAAUUAUUAAUUGAUGAAGAAUUCUCAGUUCCUUUAUUACAAACAAAGAAAUAAUACAAAAAAAAAUUAACAGAAUUGUUAUAUCAUUAAGAUAAUUAUAAAGAGUAAAUGAAAAAAAAAGAAAAAAAAUCUAAAUUAAUAAAUCAUUCAAAAUUUUAUUAACUUUUAGUUUAUUAUUUUUUAUUAUAAGAUAAUUCACUUAAUAAGAUAGAUAAGUAAGAAUUAAAAAAUUAAAAUGAAAUUCAAGAAAUAUUUAAAAAAUAUUAAUUGACUAAAUUUAUUAAAUGGAAAAUGGUAGAUCAUAAUUUAAUUGAAUGCUUAAUAUAUAAAGAGAAAGCUCAAAAAUAAAUAUUCAUAGCUUUCAAUUAGCUUAAUAAAUUAAAAAAGUAAACUUUAUAAAAUUAAAUAUCAAUAAAUAAUACUUAUGAUUUAUCUUAAAUAGAUUCAAUCAAUGAUGAAUUAGCAAAUAUCAUUAAAUUAAGUAUAUUCAUGGAUAUUCAGAUAUAUUAUGAAUUCAUUCAUAAACUUUGGUUAUUGUAUCCUAGAAUUAUUGAUCCUCUAGUAAUACCAAGAACAUAAAGUAAUUUAUUAGUAGAUCCAAAAUUAUUGGAUAUAUCUUAAUUUAGAGAUAUUUAUAAACAAGAUUUGAGGAUUAAGAAUUUAGAUUAAGAGGAAAAAUAAUAAUUAUAGUUUAUNCACAUAUUGUAUUAUUUAUCUAAUAGAAUUGUAUUCAAAUUUCACAAUUGAAAUCUUAUAUUAAAUACAUAUUUAAAGCUAAAUAAUAAAUAGUGAUAGUUUUAAUUUAUAUUUAUAAGCUAUUUAUCCUACAAUAAUCUAAUUUUAUGCAUUAAAAUAAGUAUAGUAAUUUUAAGUUAAAGAAGAUGGAAGUAAAUUAAUAAAUAUCAUAAUAAUAUAUCUACAUAUUGAAUAAUGCAUAGGAGAAAUUCCAAAUCUUGAAUCUAUUAAUUGGGAUAAAUACUCUUAGAUAAUGGACAAGGGAAUUGAUCUAUUUAAUUAUUUAGAUAUCUUAUUUUAUAAUCAUAAUUUCUUUUUACCUUGUAUUGAAGAUACUUUUACAUUAUAAUAGAUUAAAGAAGAUUAUGAUAAAUUAAGAAAGUAAAACAAUAGACUUUUACCAAAUGGAGGUAUAAAAAGGUUAAUGAUAUAAUUAAUUGCACCAUUUGUUAAAAUUCCAUAAAUGAAGAAACCAAUAAAAAAUUAUUUAUCUAUCAAUAAAUAUAGCAUAGAAAGUAGAAUUGAUUAAUAAAGUUGUUAAAGAAUUAAAUUAUUAAUUGAUGAAGAAUUCUCAGUUCCUUUAUUACAAACAAAGAAAUAAUACAAAAAAAAAUUAACAGAAUUGUUAUAUCAUUAAGAUAAUUAUAAAGAGUAAAUGAAAAAAAAAGAAAAAAAAUCUAAAUUAAUAAAUCAUUCAAAAUUUUAUUAACUUUUAGUUUAUUAUUUUUUAUUAUAAGAUAAUUCACUUAAUAAGAUAGAUAAGUAAGAAUUAAAAAAUUAAAAUGAAAUUCAAGAAAUAUUUAAAAAAUAUUAAUUGACUAAAUUUAUUAAAUGGAAAAUGGUAGAUCAUAAUUUAAUUGAAUGCUUAAUAUAUAAAGAGAAAGCUCAAAAAUAAAUAUUCAUAGCUUUCAAUUAGCUUAAUAAAUUAAAAAAGUAAACUUUAUAAAAUUAAAUAUCAAUAAAUAAUACUUAUGAUUUAUCUUAAAUAGAUUCAAUCAAUGAUGAAUUAGCAAAUAUCAUUAAAUUAAGUAUAUUCAUGGAUAUUCAGAUAUAUUAUGAAUUCAUUCAUAAACUUUGGUUAUUGUAUCCUAGAAUUAUUGAUCCUCUAGUAAUACCAAGAACAUAAAGUAAUUUAUUAGUAGAUCCAAAAUUAUUGGAUAUAUCUUAAUUUAGAGAUAUUUAUAAACAAGAUUUGAGGAUUAAGAAUUUAGAUUAAGAGGAAAAAUAAUAAUUAUAGUUUAUAGUUAAAGACUAAUUAUAAAUACUUUAACAAGAAUUAAAUAAAUUUAUUACCCAUAAGAAAUUUAAAUUUCAAGUUUUAGAGAGUAUGCAAUUGAAAAAGAUAGAAUAUUCAGAAGACAUGACAAGAAAAAGACCAUAUUUAAAAAUAACUAAAAUAAUAUAAUUUUAUAAUUCAUAUUUAGAAACACCUAAUUAAGUUGGUAAAUUAAUAAAGAGAACUAAUACAAUAUCAUCUAUAAAAAAAGAAUAAUUAAUUUAAUAUAAACUAAAUUAUGCAUUCAAUAAUAUUAAAAAAGGAUAAUCAGAUAAAAAUCAAUUAGGGAUUACUAAAUAUUAUUGUGAAUAUAUUACUUAAGAAGGGGCUUAUUAAGGAUUUUUAAGAUUUAAUGAAACAAAUUAAUGUAUUUAGUUUCAAUAAGAAGAAUUAGAAUUCUAAGAAUUAUUUUCUAGUCCAGAGGUGAUAUAAACAACAGAAGAUUUAUUUCUUUAAAUUUCUCUAGCUUAGAUAAUUAAUAUAUAUCCAAGAAGAUUUUUAUUAAUGGAAAUUGCUAUAGAGAUAUUUAUUAAUAGAUAGAAUUACUUUUUCAAUUUAUUUAAAAAUUAAGAAUAAUAAGAAUUAUUAUAACAAUUUAAAAAGAAAUAAGUAUAAGUAAUUGAUCCAAUAGAAGAAUUUAAGAAAAUGAAUUAUUAAUAAAAAUGGGUUGAAGGAAAAUUAUCAAACUUUCAAUACUUAAUGUUAGUGAACACUUUUUCAGGAAGAACUUAUAAUGAUUUAAGUUAAUACUUUGUAUUUCCAUGGGUCAUUUCAAAUUAUUAUUCCUAAUAAAUUGAUUUCAAAUAAGAGAAUGAAUAAAAUACAUUUAGAAAUUUUAAAUUACCUAUUGGUGCAAUUUCAAGAAAACCAGAAUAAAUUAUUAAAGAAUACCAAGACAGAGAAAUAUAUUUAAAAGAUGAAAACUAUCAACAUAAAUAUCAUUAUUCAAAUAUUUAAACUGUUCUAAAUUAUUUAAUAAGAUUAAAAUCUUAUAAAUUGAUUGAACAUUCAGAUUGGUUAUUUUUUAGUAUAAAUUAAUAAUGGGAAAAUAGUAUAAAAUAUGAUAACAAAGAGUUGAUUCCAGAAUUCUAUUAUAUGCCUUAAUUUCUAAGGAAUAUGUAUUUGUAUUAGUAUAUUUAGUAAUUAUCUCUCUUUUGAGACAUCAUAAUAACAAUCAAACAUUCCUGAUGUAGUAUUACCAAAGUGGGUAAAAACAUAAACAGCAGAAGAAUUUGUUUAUAGAAUGAGAUAAGCUUUGGAGAGUGAUUAAGUAUCUAAUUAAUUAAAUAGCUGGAUAGAUUUAAUAUUUGGAAUCAAUAAUAAUGGAUAUAAUGCAAAAGAAAAUAUAAAUCUAUUUCAUUAUCUAACAUAUGAAUAAAAUUUACAAAAGAUAUUAAAUUAGAAUUAUAACCAUUAAACAAUUCGAUCAUAUUUAACUAAACUUUAUUAUUUAGGUUAAACACCUAAAUAAUUGUUUCAAAAGGCUCAUUAAAAGAGAAUGUAUAGUUUGUAAUUAUUUACAAAUUAAAUCCCCUUUUUUGGUGAUAACCCAUAUAAAAAUAAUAAGUUUAUUGUCUUUUAAUAAAAGAAAAUAAAAAAUUAAUUAAACAAAUCAUAAAUUCUAGGAUUUUAUCCUUAUUCUAAAAAACUUAAUUAUAUUUUGUAAGCUGAUGAUGAGAAAUAUAAUAAUUUAACCUUAAUAAAGGCUAAAAAUAAAGAGGAUUAAGGCUUUUAUUAUAAUUAAGUCUAUCUUAAAUAGGAAAAGAAAUUGCCAGAGAUAAAAAUAGAUGGAUGUAAUCCUUAGAAUUUAUUUGCUUUCAUUUAUGAACAGGAAUAUAAUUUUGGAGAUUGUUAUGACUCCUAAUUUUAUAGUAUUUUUGAAGAGAAAUAGAAUUACAAUUUAUAUUUCUGUUUAGUUGGAUUCUUAGAUAAGAGUGUAAAAAUCUAUGAUUUAAGGAAUAAAAUGAAGGAAUUAGAUAUAGAUAUUUCAUUAAAAAAUGUAAAAAGAACAUCAUGUGUUAGAUAUCAUGCUGUAUCAAAUAUUUUAGCAAUUGGAUCAUUGGAUGGAUUAUUAUAAUUAUUUGAACUCUAAUUCAGACCAUAAAUGUAAGCAAAAGAAUUAUUUACAAAAUAAUUAAAGAAUGGAAUUUUAUGUAUAGAUCUAACAGAUUUUCUUAUAUUAACAGUAGACUAUAAGAAUAUAGCUAAUCUAUUGACUUUAGAAGGAAAGUAAUAUAUAAUGUAUUUUAAAGUUUAUUACAUACAAUUUAUUUGGAUAGUUAUGAUAAAUUUUGGUAAUGUUAAAUUUAGAUGUAUUUUUUGGUAUUUAAGAGUAUAAAUUCAUAAAUUUGUAUAUUUACAUUAAAUGGUUAAUAAUAUCUAAAGACUAUGAAUUUAUUAAAUAGAGUUACUAAGAAUAUUAUGUUCACUACUCCUUUUUCAUCUAAAUUUGUAUAGCCUGAUAUUUAUUAUAUUAGUUGUUGUAUACAUUGAAUUAAAAUAUAAAAGAAAACUUGUCUAAUUUUGUACCUAUCAUUUAUAUUUUUGAUAUAUUUGAUCUGAAAUUACAGAAAUAAUAAUUAGGAAGUUUAAAUUAUGAACAAAUACUGUUCAAAUAGGAAAAAUUAAGGGGAAGUGAAAUAUCAGCUCUACAUAUAAGUUUUGAUAGAUAUUAAAUCUAAAAAGAGUAUUAAAUUAAACACAUUUAUUUGAUUGCAACAGAUAAUCAAAUAUUAUUUUUUAUAGAUGAAAAAUAUGGUAUGAUAUUAUUCUAUAUAAAUAGAUUAUAAACUGAUACUAAGAUAAAAAUUGAAGGAAGGAGGACUCUCUAUUAUUUGA